Hevea brasiliensis (rubber tree) is the source of this 1188-nucleotide messenger RNA. RefSeq lists its product as uncharacterized. NCBI's taxonomy places the organism in Eukaryota, Viridiplantae, Streptophyta, Magnoliopsida, Malpighiales, Euphorbiaceae. The record is from RefSeq and is a predicted model, not a curated record. Gene Ontology annotation, biological process: DNA integration. The transcript is spliced from 2 exons. Gene Ontology annotation, molecular function: nucleic acid binding; RNA-DNA hybrid ribonuclease activity. The coding region runs from base 1 to 1188 and encodes 395 amino acids.
AUGGAUCCAAUCAAAUACGUCUUUGAAAGUCCAUUCAUGCCAGGAAGAAUAGCAAAGUGGCAAGUCAUACUUUCACAAUAUGACAUUGUCUAUAUAAUAAAGAAGGUAGUGAAAGGAAGUAUGACAGCUGACCCCCUGGCAGAAAAUCCAAUUAAUGAUUAUGAGGCUUUGGAUUUUGAAUUCCUUGAUGAGCAUAUUAAUGUAAUAAAUGAAGAAACAGAGGAGCAAGAUGAUGUAUGGAAGAUGUAUUUCGAUGGGGCAGUUAACCUCUCUAGUAAUGAGAAUGGGACAGUACUAGUAUCCCCAGAUGGGAAACAUUUCUCAGUAGUGGUCAAGCUGAGAUUCGAAUGUACCAAUAAUGUCGAUAAAUAUGAAGCCUGUGUGACCAAUUUACAAGCUGCUAUUGAAAUAAAAGUAAAGAAAUUAGAAGUGUAUGGAGACUCAGCUUUGAUAUUCUACCAAGUAAAGGGAGAAUGGCAGACUGAAGAUCCAAAACUAAUCCCAUAUCAGAAGUAUCUCCUAGAAUUGAUUAAGAAGUUCAAAGAAAUCUCUUUUACUCAUUUGGGUCAUGAUAAAAACCAGUUUGCAGAUGCUUUGGCCAUACUUGCAAUUAUGACUCAAAUGGAGGAAGGGCGAGAAGCACAAUUAUUGCUGAUAAAGAUAUGGCCUCCUAGUGAGAUUAUCAUUGACAAUGCUAGGAAUUUAAAUGGUUUGAAUGUUCAAAAGCUGUGUGAUCAGUACAAGAUUUGUUACCUCAAUUCAUCGCCUUAUCAACCUCAAAUGAAUGGAGCCAUCGAAGCUGCAAAUAAGAAUCUCAAAGGAAUAAUUGAGAAAAUAACCAUCACUUAUAAAGAUUGGCAUGACAUGCUCCCAUUUGCUCUUCAUUCUUAUCGGACUACGAUAAGAAUGUUGCCUGGGGCAACUCCAUAUUCAUUGGUGUAUGGCAUGGAAGUAGUUUUACCAAUUGGGGUGGAGAUUCCCUCUCUACGGAUCUUAAUGGAAGCAGAGUUAGAUGAAACUGAAUUGGUCAAAACAAGACUCGACCAACUCAAUUUGAUUAAUGUGAAAAGGUUAGCAGUAGUCCAUCGUGGACAAUUAUACCAAGGUAGAAUGGCUAGGGCAUUAACGACCUUGAGAAUUUUAGCCUGGAGACCUUAUUUUGAAGAAAAUACUACCGGACCAAAGUGA